AUGUUUCAUUGUGAUCCGCCAGGACAGGAUCUGGUCGGACCGCUGAGCUACCGCAAAAUGAAACUGUCCUUCUACGUCACUGCAACAGUAGUCGUCGGGCAGGCAUACGGGGGCCACAUUACCCUAUUCCGGCGCGGAGACUGCCAGCCCUCAUUGACAAACGAAGGCGGCAGUGUUCUCGAGAUUUCCGCCGAGAACGAGAUCUGGUGUGCCCCGAUCGACGAUGUCUUCCAGUCCGCCGUGUCAUAUUACAACACUGGCCUGCCCUGCGAGUUCCGUCUAUACAACAGCCACGUCUGCUCUCUGGACUCCCUCAGCCACACCAUCCGUACAGAGAGUCCCACAGGCAAGUGCCUGAGCGCCACGGGCUCGUCUGGGCGGUACAUGGCAGUGACCGCGCUCUGUGGACCUUCGUUUCCGGGCGGCACCAAACGCGAUCUAACGGAUGAAGCGGGCCAGGCCGAUCAGCACGUACUUUCAUCAGAUAUGUUGACCGAUGAGCAGAUCCCGGCCGAGGUCGACAAACGCGCCGGAUUCGAAUGGUGGCAUCGUCUCACCAACUACCUUGGCCAGAGAUUUGUGCGCUUACGCCCCAAUCGACCGGUCAUGAAUGACUACGCGGAGACCCACCACAUCUUGACGACGCACACCGCAGAGUUACCGACGGCGAUCCUCACCCCAACUGCAGCGAUGACUAUUGCUCAGCGGAUCGUCUACGACAACUGGGGCAAUACGGGCUGGGCCGCGUAUCCAAUUCAUCGCGUGGGAGCACACACCAUCUAUGUGGAUUUUCUCGGCCAGCGGGUUCACCGUGCCGAUGGUUCCUUCUUCCGGGUGCCCUUGUGGCAGCUGGUUCAGGAGUUGCAGACCGAUCGGAUUCAUCAGAUGUUGAUGGAUGGGUUCAUGACGAUGCGGUUGAGUGGUCGGAACACGUACAGCGCGGAAUUCAAGUUCUUGUAUGGCGACGAAGUCUCGCUGAUCAUCGAGAUUCACGUGGAGUAGCCUUUUCCGUAAUAUUGGAUCUCUGUUGCUUUUUUUCUGGUGGUAUGCCCGUAUGCUGGAGGGGAAUUGAGGAAAGCCUCGGGUUCUAGGUACCGUGCGGAGGGUUGGAGAUCUUGUCUC
This is a messenger RNA of Aspergillus uvarum CBS 121591, 1122 nucleotides long. RefSeq lists its product as uncharacterized. Lineage: Eukaryota; Fungi; Ascomycota; Eurotiomycetes; Eurotiales; Aspergillaceae. The record is from RefSeq and is a predicted model, not a curated record. Bases 1 to 1002 code for a protein of 333 amino acids. The transcript is spliced from 2 exons.